UUCAGCAGAGAGAAGUCUUCUAUGCCCCUAGUUCCUCCAAGGGACACGCUGCCAGACAAGCAAUAUCAAAAUAUCCCAUAACUAUUCAACUUUUUACACAUCCUGGAACAACACAGCUGACGGGUGACGGAGGUUAUUUACAUUAAGUCACUGCUACAAGAACACAGCAGCCAGCCUGAAGACUGAGGGAUACAAUGACCUUCCACUUUGUAAGCCUAGUGUUCAUAUGGCUGCCACUACUGACAGCAAGCAGCACAGUGACAUCUGGCCACAACAACAACUUCAAUAAUGCCAUAACAGGAACUCAGGUAACACGAAAUAAGUUCACCCAUGACCAGCUGACAACACAAGAGAUGUCCAGCUCAAACCCACUCUCAGCGGUCUCAGAUCCUACCAUCACACAGUCUAUCAAAGCAUAUGUAAAUCCAACGGAGGAACUAGCUACAAAAUCCAGCACUGAACCUUCACUGCAAACAACUUGGACAACUUCUUUGAAGACAGUCUUCCCAGGUAUUCAAACAGCAGCAACUCCAACCAAUUCCACAUCUGCUCAGUUAGACGGCUCAACAGUAGAGAUGAGGCCCACAACAGUACAAAUCAAAGGCACAUCAUCAGAAGUAGCAACUGCUACCAGUCAUGCGAGCAUCCCAACCACAACUACAAGGGUACCACUAACGCUCAGCAGCUCCGCUCAAAGCCAGUUCACCAGUAAUAAAGUUACCCGUCUAUCUGCACGUCCAACACAGUCGACAAACCUCAUCUCUACUAAAACCACAUUUGCCAAGCCUGCUGAAAACAACUCUACAAGUUCAGGACACGUCACGCUAGGUGAUGCAACGCAGUCUGCAGGUUCAUACAAAACUUCAGUGGCUAUGACAAAGACACCAUUCAUCCACAUCACCAAAGCAAAGAAAAGACAAGAUCCCCCUGAAAAUAAUGCAAAGUCCAAUAAAAGCACAGACCACAGUAAGGUAGUGGCAGGGCUGAUAGGUGGAGCCCUGGUACUGAUGAUGUUUGGAUUCCUACUCAUCUACAUCAAGAAAAGGAAGCUUCAGAAGCAUCAGAUUACCACUACAGACUGGGCAGGUCCCUCACCGUUUCUUGAGGCUGGAGCUGACAACGUCCAGGUAACACGGAGGUCAUCCAACCGAAUUUCUCUCUCUAGCUUCCUGCCUCAGAGGCUAACAAAAAGGUUGUCCUUGCUCCCAGAAACAGAUGAACAGUUAGAGGACAUGACACCAGGUACUACAUUUGGAGCUAAACAUCAAGGGAGUACAUUUGGCCAAGAGGAGGAUGGAAAUGAUGAACAAGUCAGCAAUGGGACUGCUGUAGUUGUCCUGGAAAUGAAAAACACUGGAGAUGAUCCAGAUACCAUUGAAAACUCUGUCUCAGUGACUUCAAAAAAGAGUGAGUAGUUUCUAGGCAGCAGUAAAUAUGAUUGAGAACACAGGAAACUAACUUGCCAUAGUUUAAAGAAAAUAUGACAAGAGAAAAGUCAUGUUUAUCCAGGGUACUACUGCAAAAUUUAAAAAACUUAAAGGCAUUACAGCAAAGCAGUAUAAUAUUAACACAGAAGAUUACAAAAUAAAAAAGUCCAGAAUAAUGUUUCAUCUGACAUAAAAGUCAGUCCAAUUGAAAAUGAAACAUAUUCGUAAGUCUCACUGAUUGCUGUCUGUAGAGUAAUGUAACAUGUGCAGUUGACAAGUAAAAAGAUUCAAUACGUACCUUUGGCACUGAUACAACCCUCUAUAGUUCAUAUAUCAGGUUUCAAAACUUUCAAAAUAUUUCUCAAGAGCAAAUUUCUCAACAUGUGAUUUUCAGAUUAGUCAUAACUGAAUGUGUUUUGUGAAGCUUGUGCAAUGAGUCUAAAAAGUGGCUUUAUACGAUGUCCGCUCACAAGGGAGUUUUGCCACUCAUGGUGUGCCAGUGGGAGUGUGGGCACCACUAUCAGACUGUCAGCCACACGCCCCAUUUUCCCCAGGCUUGGCACUUUUCAGCUCUCAGCUGCACCUACUGCAGACUGUCAGCGUCUUUAUAUGGGAAACAGAAGAAGACUACUCACAUGAGGCUGUGUAAGAUAGUCAAACACAAAUGAACAACACAAAAUGAAAUGUAUCGAACUGCAAGGCUUUUACAUGUGGAUUCACUGGAUUUUCUUUUAUUGGCCUUCAGACAUAUGAUGACAUAAGCCUAUUUGUUAGCAAGAUAUCUGAGACACUAAUUACAAAUCUCAGUGACACUGGGUGGAACAUUAGAGCAUGGUGUGUAUCAGGAUCCAUGUAGGGAACCAGGAACUUGUUAAGCAUUCUUAAUGAAUUUCCGGCAUUACUAUUUGUGCAGCUUAGGCCGUGAGUUCAGUUAACUUAGUACUUCUACGUUUCAUUUCUAUUAAAGACACGUUAGAAAGGGCUAGAUGUGUAGUGUAGGAGGGCGUACUGCUUACUGCCACAGUGGGUUAUGGGUUAAUGGUUUCAUAUGUUGACUGCACUAUUCCAUGUGGUUAUGUGGUUUUCAUAAUGUGUCAUUUCUAGGCUGUGAGAGAAGAGUAUGUAGAUGUAUUUAAUCGAGGUGUUAAGUCUUUUUGUUCCUUUGCAAGUUGGUAAUUAUCUUGAUCAUGAAGCUUUUGCUCAAAUUUCUGUAAUUAUGUAUUUUGUAUAUCUGACUUUCUUUUAUUGUAUCUGAAGAGAAUAGAGAAUUGUGACUCUUAAAAAGCCUGGUGAAAGCUCUGUCACGUCUCUGAGUGGUUGUGGUUUUGAAUGUAAAAUAAAAAGCACACCUACUUUUACAUACCAAUAAAUCCAACAGCUGUACAUUA
Messenger RNA from Plectropomus leopardus (leopard coralgrouper), 2815 nucleotides. RefSeq names its product ecotropic viral integration site 2B (gene evi2b). Lineage: Eukaryota; Metazoa; Chordata; Actinopteri; Perciformes; Serranidae. The record is from RefSeq and is a predicted model, not a curated record. Gene Ontology annotation, molecular function: nucleic acid binding.